This is a messenger RNA of Budorcas taxicolor (takin), 3362 nucleotides long. RefSeq names its product protein O-mannosyltransferase 2 (gene POMT2). Gene Ontology annotation, cellular component: membrane; endoplasmic reticulum. The record is from RefSeq and is a predicted model, not a curated record. Gene Ontology annotation, molecular function: dolichyl-phosphate-mannose-protein mannosyltransferase activity. NCBI's taxonomy places the organism in Eukaryota, Metazoa, Chordata, Mammalia, Artiodactyla, Bovidae. The coding region runs from base 471 to 2984 and encodes 837 amino acids. Gene Ontology annotation, biological process: protein O-linked glycosylation via mannose. The transcript is spliced from 21 exons.
GUUUCUAAGCAGCGGCCUUUCGCCUCGGAUACGCGACACAGACCUUCCCCACUUGCAUCUCGCGCUGCGGGCGGCCCCUCCUUCCAGGUCAGGAAACUUCGCGCCUGCGACUCUCCGACUCGGUGACGAUUCGGGCCCAGUUGGACCCCAAAACGUCAGAACUUCGGUUUUGGUCUGGGUGGAAGUGAGGGGCCGGCCCCCAACACGUCAGAACUCCGUCUCGGUAAAAGCGAAGGGCCGGACCCAACACGUCAGGACUUCGGUUUGGGUCUCGGUAAAAGUGAGGGGCCGGGCCCAACACGUCAGGACUUGGGUUUCGGUCCCGGUAAAAGCGAGGGGCCGGCUGAGCAUGCGCUCCAAGGUCUCGGGUAGCUCUGCCCGCCUCGCCGCCACGCCCCCAGCCCCGGCGCCGCUGGGAGCCGCAGCUCCCUGAGCCCGCCUUCUCUCCGGGCCGGCACCGCCCGGGCGUCAUGCUGUGCGCCACUAGCCGCCUCCUAGCGGCCCGGGCGGCGAGCGCCCUCCCCGCCCACCCCAGAGGCCGGGGCCCGGCGCCGCGGAGCCGGCGCAGGGAACUACAUUUCCCAGGGCACCCCGAGCUGCCCCCUGGUGACUUAUUGGCGGGGCGCUUUGCGGGACCCAGCGUGUCUACGGGCCGGAGGGCCAUCCUAAGGAGGGGAAGAAUGCCGCCGGCCGCGGGCGGAGGCCUGGCGGGAUCCGAACUGCGCCCCCGGAGGGGCCGAUGCGGGUCCCAGGCGGCUCGGGCCGCGGGCCGGGACGUGGCCACGGAGACGGCUACAGCGCGGAGCCCCAAACGGCCUGCUCCUCCGAGCUCGCGGCGCUUCGAGGCGGCCGGCCGGUGGGCCCUCCUGGCCCUGGUGACGCUGACGUCCUUCGCCACCCGCUUCCACCGCCUGGACCAGCCGCCGCACAUCUGUUGGGAUGAGACUCACUUUGGAAAAAUGGGAAGUUACUAUAUCAACCGCACCUUCUUCUUUGAUGUGCACCCACCUCUGGGAAAGAUGCUGAUUGGUCUGGCUGGCUACCUGAGCGGGUACGAUGGCACCUUUUUGUUCCAGAAGCCUGGGGACAACUAUGAGCAUCACAGCUACAUGGGAAUGAGAGGAUUCUGUGCAUUCCUUGGCUCCAUGCUCAUCCCCUUGGCCUACCUCACUGUGCUGGAGCUGUCCCGGUCUCUCCCAGCAGCGCUGCUCACGGCUGCCCUCCUCACCUUCGACACAGGAUGCCUCACUCUGUCCCAGUACAUCCUCCUUGACCCCAUCUUGAUGUUCUUCAUCAUGGCUGCCAUGCUGAGCAUGGUCAAGUACAACUCCUGUGCCAACAGGCCCUUCUCUGCCCCCUGGUGGUUCUGGCUCAGCCUGACUGGCGUUAAUCUGGCUGGCGCUCUGGGAGUCAAGUUUGUUGGCCUCUUUAUCAUCCUGCAAGUGGGGUGGAACACCCUUUCAGACCUUUGGCACCUGUUCGGAGACCUCAGUCUUUCAAUGGUGACCUUGGGAAAACACCUGACUGCUCGCAUCCUGUGCCUCAUAGUGCUGCCACUGGCUCUCUACAUUGCCACCUACGCUGUCCACUUCAUGGUGCUGAACAAAAGCGGUCCCGGUGAUGGCUUCUUCAGUUCUGCCUUCCAGGCCCGGCUUUCAGGAAACAACCUUCACAACGCAUCCAUCCCUGAACACCUGGCCUACGGCUCCGUGAUCACUGUGAAGAACCUGCGGAUGGCCAUCGGCUACCUCCACUCGCACAGGCACUUCUACCCCGAGGGCGUGGGCGCCCGCCAGCAGCAGGUCACCACCUAUUUGCACAAGGACUACAACAACCUGUGGAUUAUCAAGAAGCAUAAUUCGAACUCAGCAGAUCCCCUAGACCCUUCACACCCAGUGGAGUUUGUGAGACAUGGAGACAUCAUUCGACUAGAACACAAAGAGACUUCUCGGAACUUGCACAGUCACUAUCACGAGGCCCCCUUGACCCGGAAGCACUAUCAGGUCACUGGCUAUGGCAUAAAUGGGUCAGGGGACUCGAAUGACUUCUGGCGGAUUGAGGUUAUAAACAGAAAAUUUGGAAACCGAAUCAAAGUGCUGAGAAGUCGAAUUCGCCUCAUCCAUUUGGUCACAGGUUGUGUCCUGGGCUCCUCGGGAAAGGUCCUGCCCAAGUGGGGCUGGGAGCAGUUGGAAGUCACAUGCACACCAUACCUAAAGGAAACCCUCAGCUCCAUCUGGAAUGUGGAGGACCAUAUCAAUCCCAAAUUGCCGAACAUCAGCCUGGAGGUGCUGCAGCCCAGUUUCCCUGAGAUAAUGCUGGAGUCCCACUUGGUGAUGAUCCGGAGCUCUGUCUGGACCAGCUUUUUCCUUACCACUUUCCUGCAGGGGAACAAUGGUCUCAAGCCCAAGGACAACGAGUUCACGUCCAAACCCUGGCACUGGCCUAUCAACUUUCAGGGCCUGCGCUUCUCAGGGGUCAAUGACACUGACUUCCGAGUGUAUCUGCUGGGUAACCCGGUGAUCUGGUGGCUGAACCUGCUGAGCAUCGCCCUCUACAUCCUCUCAGCGAGCAUCUUUGCUGUGGCUGUGCAGAGGGGCGCGCAUCUGCCUGUCAAGGUUGAAGGGCUGUCCCAGGUCCUGCUGCGAGGAGGUGGGCAGCUCCUGUUCGGCUGGAUGAUGCAUUACUUCCCCUUCUUCCUGAUGGGCCGGGUCCUCUACUUCCACCACUACUUCCCCGCCAUGCUCUUCUCCAGCAUGCUCACAGGCCUUCUGUGGGAUACCCUCCUGCGGCUCUGUGCCUGGAGCCUGGCCUCCUAUCCGCUGGCCAGAUGCAUGCACGUGCUGGGCAUCCUGACCCUGCUCCUGGGAACUGCCUACAGCUUCUACCUCUUCCACCCUCUGGCUUACGGGAUGGUAGGUCCCCUGGCCCAGGACCCCCGAAGUCCGAUGGCCGGGCUCAGGUGGCUGGAAUCGUGGGACUUUUGAGGCCACUGCAAGGACUCCAGCCUGAGACCAGGACCUUCGUGGGGACGGCCAGCUGUGGAGCUAGUCCCCGGACCCUCCCAGCCAUGGAGGAAGCAGCCCGAGGAGCCUGUGGACUUCCACUGCCUGCCGGCACCCCACCCCGUGAGCGCAACCCACUGGGGAGCAUCGCGGCCCUACUCCUCACAGAGACUCCUCCACUGGGUCUGCUCAGCCACAGACGACUUCCCUCUCAGGCCCAUCCCCUGUGAGCGGCGUGAGGAAGGAUGAGUGUGGAGAGUGUGGGGGUGAGUGUGAGCGUGCGUGUGUCCGUGUGCCUGUGCAGUGUAGACCGUGACUGUGGACAGUGGAGCGUCAUAAACUCUAAGAAAUUGUCCAGGG